Messenger RNA from Gavialis gangeticus (Gharial), 4592 nucleotides. Its product is annotated as ovostatin-like. The transcript has 36 exons. Gene Ontology annotation, molecular function: endopeptidase inhibitor activity. Gene Ontology annotation, cellular component: extracellular region. The coding region runs from base 53 to 4387 and encodes 1444 amino acids. NCBI's taxonomy places the organism in Eukaryota, Metazoa, Chordata, Crocodylia, Gavialidae. The record is from RefSeq and is a predicted model, not a curated record.
CUGUUCAGGAGAGGUCACAUUUGUGUCUUUGUCUCCACCUUCGAAGACAGAGAUGUGGUCAAGGAUUUUUCUAAGCAUCCUUUUCCUUCAUUUAACUGCUGCAGAGUUUUCUGAACCCCAAUAUGUCCUGCUGGUUCCUGCCGUGGUUCAGAGUGGAAAUCCACAGAGCGCCUGCUUACUGUUCUAUAACCUGAGAGAGCCAGUGGCCCUGAGCAUUAUCUUGGAAUACAAUGAAGUCAAUACUACUCUGCUUGACGAGUCUGUGACAAAGAAUGCCUUCUUCAAAUGCACCACGUUCAUGGUUCCUCCUGCCGGCUCUCACCCUUUGGCUUUCAUCACUUUUUCUGUCACGGGUGCAACAAUUAAGCUAUCUGAGAGGAGGUCAGUGGCGAUUCAGAACACAGACAACAUUGUCUUCAUCCAAACAGACAAGCCCAUCUACAAACCAGGACAAACAGUAAUGAUCCGUGUGGUUGCUCUCGAUAGAAAUUUCAAACCUGCUCAGGAGACGUAUCCCCAGAUCAUCCUCAAGGAUCCCAGGGGAAAUCAUAUCUUUCAGUGGCUGGAAACUACAUCUACAAAAAGCAUUGUCGAGCUCUCAUUCCCCUUAACUCAGGAGCCAAUCCUGGGGUCCUACAGCAUUGUUGUCACAAGGCAGUCGGGCCAAGAGGUCCAUCACUCAUUCAAUGUGGACGAAUAUGUGCUGCCAAAGUUUGAAGUGUCAACCAAAACCCCAGGAAGGGUCUCUCUUUUAGAUCAAGAAUUCAAAGUGAAUGUUUGCGCUUCGUACACUUAUGGACAGCCUGUGCAAGGAAACGUCCAGCUCAGUGUCUGUAACACGCAUUACUAUCGUAGUGAAUGUGACCAAGAACCCAAGAAAAUAUGUGAAAGAGUCAAUGAACAACUGGGGAAGGAUGGCUGCCUCACCAAAGCCAUUCCCACUUCAAAAUUCCAGUUAUUUCGGUAUCGUCCAAGGAUGUAUGUCAGCCUUAGGGUGGAUGCAGUGGUCACAGAGAAUGGAACAGGUGUGCAGAUUAGCAGCUCUGACUCAGUUUUCAUCUACGAAGGGCGCAAAAGCAUAUGGUUUCAGAACAUGGAUCAAUACUACAAAAGGGGACUCCCUUACUUUGGACAGAUCAAUCUGAAAGAUGAGGAAGGCAACCCCAUUGCAAAUGAGAUCAUCCACCUAGAGCUCAGUGGAAUGUACCUGGCUAACUACACCACAGACAAGAAUGGCGCUGCUCUGUUUUACCUCAACACCUCCAACCUCUUUGAUCCCAGAUUGGAGCUGAGGGCAAAAUAUGUGGACUGUUCAGACUUUGGCUGGACAAACUUUGAGGACACUCAUGCUGUAUUCUACAUCCGACGUUUCUACUCCCGCACUAACAGCUUUGUUAAGAUUGAGCCAGAGAGAGAGCAGCUGAGCUGUGGCCAACAGAAGGCAAUCAUGGUGCACUAUAUCCUGAACAAAGAUGGGUAUGGGGAUGCCACCAGUAUGAACUUCUACUAUGUGGUGUUGGCAAAAGGCACAAUUGUCCUCAGUGGCACAAAGGAAGUCAACAUGGAACAUGAUUUUCAUGGCAUAUUCACUAUCCAGCUGCCUAUCAGUGAGAAGUUGGCCCCCAAUGCCAGGUUGAUGGUCUACACUGUGCACCCUCAUAGGGAGGUGGUGGCUGAUAGCACUUACCUGAAUAUAGAACUGUGCUUCAAGAACAAGGUCCAGCUGCAGUUCUCUGAGAAACAGGGGCUUCCAGGCUCUGAUGUCAGCCUCCACCUUGAAGCUGCUGCCAACUCAUACUGUGCCCUGCGGGCUAUAGACCAGAGUGUCUUGCUUCUGAAUCCUGGGAGAGAGCUCUCUCCAGAGACUAUCUACUCUGAGUUAGAUACACAAAACUUGUAUGGCUAUUACUACCAAGGACUCGACCUGGAAGAUGGCAACAGUGAGCCUUGCAUCCCCUAUAAAAACGCCUUUUUCAAUGGCUUGUAUUAUGUGCCUGUGAAUGUUAGCCAUGAUGGUGAUGUCUACAUGGUUUUCAGGGAUCUGGGUCUCAAGAUUUUUACAAACUCUACGAUAAGGAAGCCAGUUGUGUGCAAAACAGAAAAAGCAUGCCCUGAAGAAGAUGAACGUGAUAAGUAUCCAGAAGACGCAAGGGUUUUUAGUAAUGCUUACGGUGGUUCAGAGAUGAUGAUAAACACCAUUCGGACAUUUUUCCCUGAGACCUGGAUUUGGAAGCUAGUUCCCACUGACUCUGCUGGAAAGGCUGACAUUUCUCUCGUCAUCCCUGACACCAUCACAGAAUGGAAAGCCAGUGCCUUCUGCUUGCAGGAUUAUGUUGGGUUUGGCAUAUCCCCAACUGUUUCUCUGAGAGCUUUCCAGCCCUUCUUUGUUGAUCCCACCCUGCCCUACUCCAUUGUCCGAGGAGAAAGGUUUAAUUUAAUAGCCAAUGUCUUCAACUACAUGGACACCUGUAGCCUGAUCAGUGCUGUAUUAGCCAAGUCAGAUGAUUACAAGGCAGAGGUCCUCACCCCAAAGAACAAUGUUGUGGAGGUGUGUGCAAAUGAGAGGAAAACCUACAUCUGGGCUGUGAGCCCACACAAAUUAGGUGAAGUGAACUUCACAAUUACUGCUGAGACGCGAUCAAGUGACGGAACCGCUGGGAAUGGUCCUUCGGCAAACAAGAUAGUAUGGAAAGACACAAUCAUCCAAAAGCUGCUAGUCGAGCCUGAAGGCAUCAAAAAGGAGGUGACCCAGAGUGACCUCAUGUGUACAAAAGGCCAAGCAAACUCUGGUGCAAUAUCCCUGAAGCUGCCACUAAACGUAGUGGACGGAUCAGCCAGAGUAUAUUUUUCUGUCACUGGGGAUAUCUUGGGCUCUACCUUACGGAACAUGGAGAAUCUCCUCCACAUGCCCUAUGGCUGCGCAGAGCAGAAUAUGGCUCGUUUCACACCCAAUAUCUACAUCCUGGACUAUCUGAACAAGACAGGGCAGCUGACUAAAGAGAUCAGAGACAAGGGCAUUGGAUACUUAGCUAGCGGAUAUCAGAAGCAGCUGUCCUACAAACGUGCAGAUGGAUCAUACAGCACCUUUGGGGACAGAGAUGAACAAGGGAACGUAUGGCUGACAGCCUUUGUGUACAAGUCCUUCGCUGAAGCCACGUGCUGCAUCUACAUUGACAGCCAAGUGCAGCAGCAGACCCUGAUCUGGCUGUCAAAGAAACAGAAUCCAGAUGGUUGCUUCCAAAAGGAUGGGAACCAUUUCAACAAUGCUUUGAAGGGUGGAGACAGUGGACUUUCACUCACAGCCUAUGUCAUUGCAGCUUUUCUUGAAGCUGGACACUCCACCUCGCACACUGUGGUUCAGAAUGGCCUGAAGUGUCUGGAGGCUGUUGCUAGCAAUGGAGUCACCAAUUUGUAUGACCAGGCCCUCCUAGCCUACACUUAUGGCUUAGCAGGCAAUAAAGCAAAACACAGAUUCUUCUUGGACAAGUUGGACAAAUCAGCUACCAAAAUUGCUGGCUGGAUUUAUUGGGAGCUGACAAAGAAGCCACCACCAGGCAACUCCCCCUUCUACUUGCAGGCCUCCUCUGCAGAGAUUGAACUGACCAACUAUGUGCUGCUGGCACUGCUCAACCAAUCCACUACGACUCCAAAGGACUUGUCAUACAUGUCUCAGAUUGUGCAGUGGGUCGUCAAACAACAGAAUCCAUAUGGGGGCUUCUCCUCCUCCCAGGACACCGUUGUUGCUAUCCGAGCUCUAGCCAAGUACGCGUAUCUCACCUUCUCCAAGGAUGGUCAAAACACAGUUGAGAUCAAGUCCAAGAAUCUUUCAAAUAAAGUCUUCCAGGUGAACAAUAAAAACCGCUUCCUGCUGCAGCAGACUUCCCUGCCCAGUGUCCCAGGGGAGUACAAGGUGGAAGUGAAUGGCAAAGGCUGUGUCUACAUGCAGACAACACUGAGGUACAACAUCCACAUGUCUGGGGAAGACUCUAGGUUUUCUCUCUCUGCACAGCCAACUAAUGCUUCCUGCACAAGCAACUUCCCACCAAAGUUUGAUCUUGUCAUCUCCGCCAGUUACGCUGGGCAGCGCAGUGAGUCCAACAUGGCCAUUAUUGAUGUGAAGAUGCUCUCAGGCUUUGUACCUAUCAAAUCAUCCCUGCAGGAGCUUCAGAACAGUCGUGUGGUGAUGCAUGUGGAGACCAAGAAUGACCAUGUCAUCUUCUACUUGGAGAAGGUUUCCCAGGAGGGAAUCCGUUUCUCUUUCAGCAUUGAACAAAGCCUUCCUAUAUCUAAUAUCCAGCCAGCUUCUGUGCUAAUAUAUGAUUAUUAUCAAACAGAUGAAUCCAAAGUUGCAGUCUACAAUACGCCCUGCAAAGAAGCUUCCAUUUGAAACUGGGGAGGAGGCAGGAAGAGUACAAAUUAAAGCUGUGAAAAUGUGAUAUCGAUUCCUUAUUUCCUCUGACAACAUGGAAAAAGCUGUUUCAGAAAUGCCACACUUCUAAUCACAGAGGGAAGUCAGUGGCAUUUUUGGUGUCAUCUUUUUUUUUUUCCCCCUCUUCAAUAUGCUUUGAAAUAAAGUCCUCUGAUUACUAGAA